This is a messenger RNA of Macrosteles quadrilineatus (aster leafhopper), 2757 nucleotides long. Its product is annotated as INO80 complex subunit D-like. Gene Ontology annotation, cellular component: nucleus. NCBI's taxonomy places the organism in Eukaryota, Metazoa, Arthropoda, Insecta, Hemiptera, Cicadellidae. Bases 389 to 2461 code for a protein of 690 amino acids. The transcript has 8 exons. The record is from RefSeq and is a predicted model, not a curated record.
UUACCUGGAGAUUAUAGUUUGGGAAAUAAUUUCAAGUAAUAAAUAUUAUAUAGUGCAAAUUUCGUUUCGUAAAUGUAUCAUUAUACCAUACAAUUCGAGGUUUAAAUAAGAUUUAUCACUUAAAAAAUAUUCUUCCGCGACGCCAUUUUGUGUAAAUUCGAUAUGAGACAAAAUUGUUUUGACGUUGAUAAUAUAUCUGAAUAUUCUAUCGUUGUACAUUUGUGAAGUUUUAAUAAAUUUUAUCAACUACUAAAUCACCUACAGAGGAAUUGAUGGAAAGGAGGGAAAUCAUCAACAAGCACAUACAUUUGAAAGAAUGCUUCAAUACAUGGCAAUGAAGCAGUUUGUAAAUAUUGUCUGGCUAUUUAGUAGCCACGUAUAACAAGGAAUGCAGGAUGCAUUUUCUCAAGACAUGUUCAAUUUAAGUGACAUUAACAGCUCCAGAUGUAAUGGCCAUGUUCCAUUUUCAACGACUGGUAAAGUGCCCACCAAAAGGGAUCGCAAGGGUUGCAAGAAGGGGAAGAUUGAAGCUAUUAUGAAAAAUAACUUUGUUUCUUCCAAACCACGUACCAAAAUACAAACAUCCCCAGUUGUGAAAAAAUUCAAACCAAUUCAGUCAGUAACUAAUCAUGCAGUAAAGCCAGGAGCUCUCACCAAGAGUGAAUAUAUCGACUCUGAUGACCCAUACACAUUCACAGAAACAGAACCACAAAUCGUAACUCUUCACCCUAAUUCCAAUAACCUAACCCUCUCAAGGAAGCUUGUUCCUCUUAUAUCGAAUAGAUCAAAUCAACUGUUUGUGAACAAAAAUGGGAUAAAUAUGGUAUGUGUGGAUCGAGAGUCCGAAUUGAACAAGGCAAACAAAACUUUGGCUGACUUGAAAGCUGUUCAGUCGGCCGAGCUCCCUUCUAAGCCAUUUGUGUCUAAAGUUACCAAGAACAUCCAUAGCUUAGAAGGGAGCUCAAAAACCAUGAAUAAACUACAGGCUGACAUAGCUCGUAACAAACUAAUUGGAAAGCGUAAGAAAAUGGUUGUGAAUAAUAAGGUCGUUAGUGAGUGGGAGGACAAAGUUAUUAAGACUGAACCUAACAGCAAUCAACAUUCAAGUCCUACAGUGUUUGCCAAAGUGUCAGUUCCAGCCAAGCGACUGCUGCGGCAGACAACUUGGCAAAGAGAGAGAAAAUCAAGACAUGAAGCUCUUCUAAGAAUGCAACAAACACAACAACAAGUUUGGGAUCUAAACCAUGAUCUCUAUCCCUUAGGUUUGGAACUGUCAGACUCAGAAGGUGAGGAGGACAGUCGAGGGGUGUUCCAGAGGCAUUGGUUCAUGGGCUGUGUGUGGGGAAGUGUGGGCUGUGGCAGUGGUGGCAGGGAGUCACGACUGGCUCAGGUCAGCAGUGAGAUGCGGCGGCGAAUGCGACAGGUCUGGCGUAAUCCUGGACAUUGCUCUUAUCUGAGUCAUGACUAUGUGACAUCAAUUGUUGAUGCAGCUAGGACUCACCCUAUAUCUACUGCACUCUUGCUUCAUCCGAAUUUGAAAUUUCCAUCUAGACCGCAGAGCAGAGCUGUCGUAUCGAUGCUGGUACCACAGAAGUGCAGUUUGGAGUGCGAGAGGCCAGCCUUGCCCUGUACACGUCACUGUGCUCAACACAUCAUGUACAACGUGGACCAGCUACUGUUCCAACACUGCACGGCCAAGUUCUCUGACAACACUCAGUGCUGCGUUCCAGUCUUCGAUAUCUCUCACCACCACCCAUUGUGCCCAAAGCACGCAGCAGCUUUUGACAAUGCAAUGAAAGCUGAUGGUGGAUCCAAACCAAAGAAAUGUUCAAGAAAAAAAUCUAAACCUCUUGCUUUAUCAAGAUCUGCUAAAAGAGGAAAAAAGAAGAAGAAACCAAGAACUAGUUUAGGUGAUGCCAAUGAAGUGGAGAUGUCAGAGGUGGAAGUGAAGACAGAACCUAUGAUGGUGGAGGAAGUGGUGACAGCAUCGGAUACAAACCACAUGGACCAAAUAAUGCUGCAUUCCUCUGGACCUACUGAAGUGUUCCUCACCAACUCUACACCCGUCUCACAAGUGGAAAUACAAGUCCAGCUUGAAGAUGCUGUGGAAGUGGUGUCAGAUGAAGUUUUGGCAAUAGCAUCUCUGGAUCCCACAGAACUGGCAAACCAGGCUUCCAGACUUCUUGAAGAACACGAUAUUACCUCCAUGCUAAACCAGAUUCCUCCAGACGCCUUUACUGAUAUAUUUCUAGAGGAUAAAAACGGAGAGUUUGGACCAACAAGAGAACAGACAGAGGGGCUGGAGCGAGCUCUAGAGGAAGUGGACAAAGAGGUGCGGACGUUGGAGAGGAUGAGUCUGUCUCUACCUCUAGACCCCAUCAACUUACUGGACGAUGUAGGUGGCUACGUCACUUACCCCAACGGCUUCACCACCAUCCCCGCCACCACUCACCACUCGUAGCACCACCCCACUCACUAAACCGAUAUGUUCCUCUUACAUUCUGUACAUAAUUAAUUGUUAGCUAGCUGUAACUAUAUAAAUAAUUCUAGUUUUAAAUGUGUAGUCUGAUCCGAUGUUUAAUUUUGUUAUGUAAAAAGUUUAAGGGAUUUUUUUUUUAUAGCUGUAAUUUCCUUAGUUUAGGUAUCACCUUUUGUACUUUUCCUUGAGUUGUAUUUUUUAUAAGUCACGUAAUUAAUUUAUAUUUCAUUGUCAUUGUUAUUGUUUACGUUAAAUAAAGUUCUGGAAGUACAAAAUUA